Molecule: messenger RNA, 1588 nt
Organism: Sitophilus oryzae (rice weevil)
Lineage: Eukaryota; Metazoa; Arthropoda; Insecta; Coleoptera; Curculionidae
Biological process (GO): intracellular protein transport
Cellular component (GO): cortical actin cytoskeleton
Molecular function (GO): actin binding; myosin binding; small GTPase binding
Source: RefSeq, a predicted model, not a curated record
GUUGCUCUGGAUCGCGAGCCGCAGUCCGGCGUGCGCCUGGGCUCGCGUGUCAGUCGGAAGCAACACGUGGCCUUGGCCAGAUGGCUUUCCAUCACUUGUCCCUACACCCCCGCCGCAGGCUCGUUUUCUAACCCCAAUUUUAUAUCAUUUCCGCGAAAAAUCCUCUACUUAUGACUGAAGGUAACCUGGAAAAUAACGUUACGUAACCGGAAAAUUUGCUUUAAGUCGUAAUGUGGAUGAUUCCAGUUAAUACAGCCGAGUUGUAUGGGUGGUGAGGUUGGAGAACUAUGGAAGGCUCGAAGGACGUGAUAGUAGUGGUUGUGGUGGUUUGAAAUGGAAGAGACGGUAGAUGGGACUUCCGAGGAUGUUUUGGCGGCGGCUACUCGCGAGGCCGCCUAUCUCACGGAUAAGGAGAGGGAGGCUAUUUUGGCUGUUCUGACCAAGGACGAGCAGUUGAGGAGGCAGCAACAGGUUAAAGUUUUACACCUAAAGGCUGAACUACAAAGCCUUCGUCGCAAAGGAGCGCUGAAAGUGUCCGAGGACUCGUACCAAGAUCCGGACAGAACAUGCGGUCGAUGCAGAGCGGACCUGGGCAGAGUGAUCAAUCGCGGAGCUUCCUGCACCUCGUGUAGACUCAAGGUGUGCAAGGCGUGUAGAGAGUACAAUUUCAGAGCUACCGAUUGGGUCUGCACAGUCUGCUAUAAACGAAUGGAAAUCCAAGCUGCCUCUGGUGAGUGGAUGAACGAGUUUGUUCGAAGACCCAGCAGACGCAGAGAUGCCAGAGUGUACGUUCCCGCGGCAGAUAUCAUCAAGAGAACUAUACGCAGGUCAUGGACAAUAUCCAAUCCCAGUCCCAGAUGGACAGCCUUAAGGACAUCACCUGAGCUUCGCCCGUACAACAGCUUGCCCAGAGGUCAAGACAUAUCGAACUACCCAUCCUUGCUGGGUAUCAGGUCCACCGAUACACCCAGGAGAUCAUCGCCUCAAAGACGCACAAAAUCUGAAGACGUAUACCACGAAAAUAAAGACAAUCCAGGUGAAGACCAGAUACCCAAGAGACCUGUCAGGGUAAAUCCUCUGAUGUCUAUAUCUUUGAGGGAGACCAAGGAAGAGAAGGCACGUAGAAAGUCGCCAAGAGCAGAGACUGUCGUGGAGGUAGUUGUGGAGAAUGAAGACAAAACUAAGGAAGAACAGGAAAGUCAUUUAAGAGACAAUCCUGUCAAGUGCAAUCCAUCUAGAGCAGAAGAUGAACCGGACAAAGUUUUGGAACGGCAUGUUAGUUUUGAUAGUUCCAAGCCAGGGCCGGACUUGGCGUCGUUCCGCAGCCGUUCCUUGUCCCAGAGCAAAUCGAAUAAAGAUAUGAAAAAAGUGCCUUUUACCACCAGGUCUCUUCCGGAAGAAUCAACUAUCAAGGACGAAAACGAGGACGGCGUCGGCUGCGGCGACCAGAACCCCUCCGCUGCCACCAACGCUCCCCCCGCAGAGCUGUUGUGCGAUAUCGAACCGAUCAGCGGCACAGUUUUCCGGAAAAUGACGGUGCGACGCCGCCGCCAGGAAAAUAUGCGGAAACUGCCAGCGGUGGAUGCCG